Molecule: messenger RNA, 1235 nt
Organism: Monopterus albus (swamp eel)
Lineage: Eukaryota; Metazoa; Chordata; Actinopteri; Synbranchiformes; Synbranchidae
Gene: gimapl
Product: GTPase IMAP family member 4
Exons: 3
Coding region: 124-924 (266 amino acids)
Molecular function (GO): GTP binding
Source: RefSeq, a predicted model, not a curated record
AAGUAGCAGCGUCAUAGUUCCAUUAGUUUGUUGUUUCUUGAGCAGGAAGUCCAUCUCCGGCAGAGUAGCCACCCAGAGAAAUAUUAUACCUGAAACAGAUAAAUAUCUCGAUUAAAGUAGAGUAUGGAGGCGGACAGAUCACUUCAGACGGCAGCCAGAGAUGCCCAUGGACCAGAAGAGGAGGCCGGAAAUGCUGCGGCUCUGGAGACCAGCCACCUGUCUGAGAUUCGUCUGGUGGUGCUGGGCUGGAGGUGGCCAGGGAAAAGCCUGACAGGAAACACUAUCAUAGGCCGAGAGGAGUUUCGCUUGGAGCGAGCAGCCGAGUUCUGUGUAAAGAGGCAGACUGAGGUGGAAGGGCGUCAGGUGACUGUGGUGGAUACUCCAGGCUGGUUCUCCGCCCAGGAUACACCACCCUCCUAUAAACAGGAGCUAGUGAGAGGAGCAUCACUUUGCCCUCCAGGUCCCCAUGCCUUCCUGCUGGUCAUCCCUGUUGGCAUGUUCACAGAGGUGGACCGUGCUCGCCUCGAGGAGCAUGUGAGCCUGUUUGGCGAGCGUGUGUGGAAGCAUACGAUUGUGAUUUUCACGUGGGCAGAAGUGUUGAGAACCAUUUCACUUGAGCGGUACAUUCGCAGGGAAGGUAAAGAGCUGCAGUGGGUACUGGAAAAGUGUAAGAGAAGGUACUUUGUCAUAAAUAACUACAUAUUUGGGGAGCAUCCCCAGGUAGGACACUUGAUGGAGAGAGUAGAGAAGAUGGUGGCAGAAGAAGGGGGCUACUAUGACCCAGAAGAGGUGGAGGAGGAGAAGAAACCUCUGGAUGAGAACCAGAAUCCAGCUAGGGAUGUGCGGGAGCUGGGGGCACGACCCAAACAGAACUCUGGACUGGGUUUGUCCACAGCCUUGCAGGUGGAGCCGCUUUCCAAUUAACCAGGCACUCUUGACUGAUGGACCCUGUAAACCACGAUUCUUCUAAUGGUAAAGCUGUUCAUUUGAUAAUUCAGAAAGAGUAAUUACCUGAAAUGUUACUGAAUGUACAAAUGACUGUGAUGUACUUUUUUAAAAUCAGACAUAUUACUGUGUAUGCCUCGUGCCUUUUACAUGCCAUCUAAACAUAUAUACUUUCAUGUUUUAGCAUGAAAUUCUAUUUUUGUUUUUCACUGUGGAGGUUUCUUUAAGAUUGUGUAAUGGAUGAAUUUAUUUUAAUCUAAAACAAGUAAGCACAAGCUGUUAUUUACAGU